AUUCAUCCUGCUUAAUACUUGUAUUUGCUUUAUGGUAUCAGAGCCUGCAAUUCAUUGAAUUGCUUCGGUCAUUUUUUUUUCUUCUUUUCUCAAAUGGGAGACCAUGCCAAUAGCUCAUCUCAUUCUGCUGGUGUUAUUCCUACGAAUAACUCUCCCACCCCACAAUUAAUCUCCUUAAAUGCCUCAUCUCAAAUUCCAAUUAAACUUUCCAAUGAUGGAAGCAAUUACUCAUCAUGGAAAUCUCAAAUGACUAAUCUCCUCUUUGGCUAUGACCUGCUAGGCUAUGUCGAUGGUUCUACUCCAUGUCCUGAUAAAUCUGCACCUAAUCUCAGCUUCUGGAAUCGUCAGGACCGCCUUGUUCUCCUGACACUUCAAUCAACGGUUUCUGGCCCGGUAGGCCCCAUCAUCAAUAGCUGGCAGACCUCAGCGGAAGCAUGGGAGAAACUUGAAUCCAGCUUUGCCAAUACAUCCAUCACCAGGAUGCUCUCACUGCACAACACCCUAGCCACCACAAAGAAAGCUGGAAAAUCCGUUACAGAAUACAUGGGAAUUAUGGAAGGGUUAGUUGAUGAUCUUGCCACUAUUGGUCACCCCGUCUCAUCCGGCCAAGUCAUGUCAUAUGUUCUUAAUGGAUUUGGGCAAGAAUAUAAGGAAACAAUUUCUGCUCUCCGAAUUCAGCCAACGCCUCUCACGCUUUCCACCCUUCGUCAUCAUCUCCAACAAGCUGAAAUUUUGGCCGGUGACAACCCCGACACCUCUAUAUCUGUCCAGUACUCUCAACGGCGAAGCAACAAUUUCUCUCGUGGCAGAGGGGGCAGAGGUCGCGGUCGACACACCUCCUCCAACCCAAAUCCUCAUCAACACGGAUUUGGUUCUCAAGCAAGCAACUCUCGUUCAACCGUCAUCUGCCAACUUUGUGACAAACAUGGUCAUACGGCAUGCACUUGUUACAACCGUAAUACUCCUUCUGUUAAUAUGACAGACAAAUCACCAAAUGCAGAGGCAAAUGCAGGAUGGCUUCUAGAUACCGGUGCCACACAUCACGUUACCUCGGAUCUGAACAACCUGGCUAUUCACUCAGACUAUUCUGGCAAUGACUCUGUUAUCAUGGGAGAUGGAUCUAACCACAUGGGCAUCCUUGGCCCGCGGCCGGAGUAAAAACAAUUUAUACAUAUGGCCAGAACAACCAUCUCCACUCAUGUCUCAUAUCUCUUCCAACAUAUGGCAUCAACGCCUUGGUCACCCAACUCUCUCAGUCCAGAAUCGCAUUCUUUCAUCAAAUAAAACGCAUGUUCGUCAAGACAAGUUCCCGUGUCAACCAUGCCUUCAAGCCAAGAGUCAUAAAUUACCUUUUCAUAAGUCUACAAUAAAUUGUAAUCAUCGGUUUGAGUUUAUUUUUUUCUGAUGUUUGGGGUCCAGCUCCCGUUUCUGCUAUUCAUAAUACUAAAUUCUAUGUCAUCUUUGUUGAUUAUUACACAAAGUACUAUUGGUUAUUUCCUCUCAAACAUAAAUCUGAAGUUUAUUCUGUUUUUAAUAAUUUUCGUGCACUCAUUGAAAAUUAUUUUAAAACCACUAUUAAAACCUUGUAUACCGACGGCGGCGGGGAGUUUACUGCACUCACACCCUUAUUAUCCCACCAUGGCAUACAACAUCUUAAAUCACCACCCUACACACCCGAACAUGUCGGCUCUGCCGAACGCAAACACCGACAUGUCGUUGAAACUGCUUUAGCACUCAUACUUCAAGCUAAGGUUCCCCUCUAUUACUGGCCGUAUGCCUUUAAACAUGCCACUUAUCUUAUCAACCGCAUGCCCACUCCUACUCUCCAAAAUGAUACCCCUUAUCACAAAUUAUUUGGGGAUAUGCCUGACUAUUCCUCUCUAAAAGUAUUUGGAUGUUUAUGCUAUCCCUGGAUGCGCCCCUAUACCAAACAUAAACUUCAACCUCGGUCUGAACCAUGUGUAUAUCUUGGUUUUUCUACCACCCACCAUGCUCAUCAAUGUUUACAUCCUCAAACCCGUCGUAUAUAUCUCACUCGCCAUGCACUUUUCUUUGAAAAAUAUUUUCCAUACAAUUCCCCAAAUUCCCAACCUCCCUC
Molecule: messenger RNA, 2098 nt
Organism: Cuscuta europaea
Lineage: Eukaryota; Viridiplantae; Streptophyta; Magnoliopsida; Solanales; Convolvulaceae
Source: the annotation of a GenBank genome assembly